CUCCGGCUUUCGGGUUCAAGCCUGCGCUUCGCGGGCCACAGGUUCCCACGCUCCGCUGUCGGGUUUUGGGGUCGCCCUGUAGGUUAAAACCCCGAACCUGCUCAUUCCUCUCGCGGCGUGGCCCUAAGACGUUCCCAGUCCCGUCGCUCCGAGAGGGUCUAGAGAUCUGCGUCCAUUUCGGAUUAAGAUCGUUCUGAAGUGGGUACUGGCCCCGACCUUUUUGCUUUAGCCCACACAAUAUGACCUCGGGGAGGAUGUGAGAAAGAUGAAGAACUGUGAUGAUCCACUUCUUCUUAAUGAAUGACUGACUUACCUGAGAAAGAAACUCAGAGGAAGAGGAAAGAAAGAAGAGGAGGGAAUGGCUCUUUCUCAGUGUGGCCCAGGGAAGCCAAAAGGUUGGACACUGCUGCUGUAAACUACACCAAACAAGCACGGAGAGAAAACUGCACUCAGCAAAAACAGAAUCUGCACUCUUGUCUAGUGCACAUAGCAUAUUCUCCAGGAUGGACCACAUGUCAGGCCACAGAACAAGUCUCGAUACAUUUUAAAAAGCUACAACUUACAAAACUAUUCUCACACCACAAUCGAGUGAAAUUGGAAAUCAAUAAAAGGAAAACUGAAAAAUUCACUUUUAAAUGAAUUUUAACUUCCUUAUUGAGGGACUGUUUACAUUCAAGGAUGUGGCCAUAGAAUUCUCUCAAGAGGAGUGGGAGUGCCUGGACCCUGCCCAGAGGGCCUUGUACAGGGACGUGAUGUUGGAGAACUACAGGAACCUGCUUUCUCUCGAUGAGGAUAACAUCCCUCCAGAAAACGAUAUUUCCGUUGGAUUUACAAGCAAGGGAUUAUCACCAAAGGAAAAUAAUAAAGAGGAAUUAUACCAUCUGGUGAUAUUAGAAAGAAAGGAAAGCCAUGGCAUCAACAAUUUUGACCUCAAGGAAGUCUGGGAAAAUAUGCCUAAGUUUGACAGCCUGUGGGACUAUGAUGCAAAAAAUUACAAAGGAAUGCCUUUGACCUGUAACAAAAAUCUCACUCACAGAAAAGAUCAACAACAUAAUAAAUCCUCAAUAUAUUUCUCUGUAAAGCAGAGUGUUUCUAUAAGAGAUAGUGCACACCAGUAUUUCAUCCAUGACAAGCCAUUUAUAAGGAAUUUGUUAAAACUGAAAAAUAACAUAAGGUAUGCUGGAAACAAAUACGUGAAGUGUUUUGAAAAUAAAAUUGGAUUAAGCUUACAGGCACAGCUGGCUGAACUACAGAGAUUUCAAACUGGGGAGAAAAUGUAUGAAUGUAAUCCAGUUGAGAAGUCUAUCAAUAGUUCUUCAGUUUCACCACUUCCUCCUUGUGUCAAAAACAUUUGUAAUAAAUAUAGGAAGAUUUUGAAAUACCCUUUGUUACAUACACAGUAUGGGAGAACACACAUUAGAGAAAAGUCAUACAAAUGUAAUGACUGUGGAAAGGCUUUUAGCAAAAGUUCGAACCUCACUAAUCAUCAGAGAAUUCACUCUGGGCAGAGACCUUACAAAUGUAACAAGUGUGGCAAAGCCUUUAACCAGUGUUCGAACCUCACUAGGCAUCAGAGAGUCCAUACAGGAGAGAAACCAUAUCAAUGUAAUAUAUGUGGCAAGGUCUGUAGUCAAAAUUCAAAUCUUGCAAGUCAUCAGAGGAUGCAUACUGGAGAGAAACCUUACAAGUGUAAUGAAUGUGGUAAGGCAUUUAUCCAGCGUUCACACCUUUGGGGUCAUGAAAGAAUUCAUACUGGAGAGAAACCUUACAAAUGUAAUGAAUGUGACAAAGCCUUUGCUGAGCGUUCAAGCCUUACCCAACAUAAGAGAAUCCAUACUGGAGAGAAGCCUUACAUAUGUAAUGAGUGUGGCAAAGCUUUUAAGCAGUGCUCACAUCUCACUAGGCAUCAGAAUAUACAUCCUGGAGAGAAACCACACAAAUGUAAUGUGUGUGGCAGGGCUUUUAUCCAAAGUUCAAGUCUUGUGGAACAUCAGAGAAUUCACACUGGAGAAAAACCUUACAAAUGUAAUAAAUGUGAUAAAGCUUUUAUCAAACGUUCACACCUUUGGGGUCAUCAGAGAACUCAUACUGGAGAGAAACCUUACAAAUGUACUGAAUGUGGCAAAGCCUUUACUGAACGUUCAAAUCUUACUCAGCAUAAGAAAAUCCAUACUGGAGAGAAACCUUACAAAUGUGCUGAAUGUGGCAAAGCUUUUACCCAAUUUGCAAACCUCACUAGACAUCAGAAAAUACACAUUGAAAAGAAACAUUGUAAACAUAAUAUACAUGGUAAUGCUUUAUUCCAAAGUUCAAACCUUGGAGAUCAUCAAAAAAGUUAUAAUAGAGAAAAACAUAUCAAAUAUAAUGAGACAAAAAUUAAGUAUUCAAGCUGUACUUAGCAUCAGGGGCUCCAUUGUGAAAAGAAACCAUAUAAAACGAAAAUGUGGUAAAGCCUUUAGCUAUGGCUUAUGUCUCACUUGAUACCAGAAUAUACAUCUUUGAGAUAAACCACACAAAGAUAACAUGUAUGGCAAGGCUUAUCCAAAGUUCAAGCCUUGUGGAACAUCAUAGAAUUCUUACUGUAGAGAAGCCUGACAAAUAUAAUGAAUGUGAACAGCUUUAUAAAAAUAUUUACCCUAUUAUGGUUAUAACAGAAGACAUUCAGGAUGGAAACCAUACAAAUGUGGCAAGUCCUUUAAGCAAUGUUCUGACUUCAGGAUACACCAUUCAUAUUGGAGAGAAGCAUUACAAGUGAAGGUGGUAAAUUAUUUUAAAUUUCUCGAUGGAAAUUCAUCCUUAUAUGCAAGCAUUUUGUCAUACAAAAAUUCAGGCUAGAGGGAACUAAGUCUUUAUUCCGUCUUGAAGAUUAAAUGAUCGAUGUUAAAUUCACAGACAAUUUUAAAAAGUCACAAACUCAUGGUGUGUGUCAGAGGAGCAAGGACAUCUGUGGAAAGAUGUAACUUCAGUGUUAAAAAUUUUUUAUUCAGUUAUUUCAUAUUUUUUAAAGUAUGAAAUCUGUUGCUGUUAAAUCUUCAUGGCAUGCUUUUCAUUUAUCAUGAUUGUCUCAAGGAAUGGAUGUAAGAUGGAAGAGACCACUUCCUUAGGUGUGGCUUCUUUAUAUUACUGAAACCUGGAAAAAGCAAGAACACUAAUUUUUUCUGUUUUUGGAGACAGAGUCUUGCUGUGUCACCCAGGCUGGAGCGCAGUGGCACGAUCUCAGCUCACUGCAACCUCUGUCUCCCGGGUUCAAGCAAUUCUCCUGCCUCAGCCUCACGAGUAGCUGGGAUUACAGGCAUGCGCCAUCAUGCCUGGCUAGUUUUUUUUUUUUCUUUUUUCUUUUUUUUUUUUGUAUUUUUAGUAGAGAUGGGGUUUCGCCAUGUUGGCCAGGCUGAUCUUGAACUCCUGACCUCAGGUGAUCCACCUGCCUUGGCCUCCCAAAGUGCUGGGAUUACAGGCAUGAGCCACCGUGCCCAGCCAAGAACACUAAUAUACAAUAUACUAUAAGAGCAUGGGGGUUUGUGCCAGAAGAGAGGUAAAACUAUUGUCUAACAUAUAUGCUUUAUGUGGUCAGGACCCCUUAGAAUUGUUGAUGUGACUGGGGACCUUUGUCGAUUAUAGGAGAGGUUGGUGACAGUACAAGAUGACCAUGAAACAAGAAGAGUACAGUGGGACAUUGAGAGAUUUUCAUGGAAGUAAAAUGGUCGGUUACUAGAGACUGCAUAUGUGGUAGAAAGAAAUGGAGGGGGAAUGAUAGUUACCCUCUCUUGAAAGGUAGUUACUGUUGCAUAUCACAGAUUAUUGAACAUAGGUCUUAUUUUUGGAAACUGAAGAGAGAAUGGUUACCAUAGAGGACAGUUCCAUCAAAAGAACCAGAGUAGUGUUCUUAUAGGGGAUUCACAUUUGGCCCCUGAGAUUGCAUUUGAUACCAUUUUAUUUAGAAUAUAUUAUACUUCUUAUGUCUUAAUUAGUAAAAUAUAAUCAUUUUUAGUAACCCUGAAUGAAUCAUGUGCCUUCCAUCAACCCAAGCAUAUCCCACCUCAUUGGGACACUUAAUAUCAAACACUAUAAUACAUCAUUAGACUCUCAAGGUUGAAUGUCAUCUAUAACAAUUUCUAUCCAUGUUAUGUUCAAACAGUAUACAAUUUAAGAAGUAUAUAUUCAUAAUUUGCACUUGAAAUAUUUUCUCCAGACUCUGCCCUAGAUGACUUCUAUGGCUAUAAUGAAAAUGCCAUGCCAUAGUGGGACAAUAUCAGACCCCCUGAAACCUGUCUUCCUGUUCAUGAAUAUGCACUGUGCAGUUAUAUUUCUACAUGCCUUUUUUUCUACAUAACUUUAUUUCUGCAUGCCUUUUACCUGAGAGGAAAAUAACAAAUGUAAGCAUAUGAAAAUUAUUAGUAAAUGAAAUUUCUGAAAUAAUAACACAACUUCUUUUUUUGUACUUGGAGCACUCCGCAAAAUAAUUUGAAAAAAAUGAGUGUUCAUGAGUUUCCCCUUAAUAAUGAACAUAGGCAAUGGAUUUUUUUUUUAAAGAAACUAGAAACCUCAUGUAUUUACCCCCAAAACAUUUUUUUUUACUGAUUUGCACUUGUCGCCACUCCAUUGGAACAGGAGGGAACCCCGUGCAAAGUUUGGUUUAGAUUUCAGGAUUCGUGGUACUCUACAUCAAAGUAUUAUAAGAAUGUUUAUUACGAAAGGCUUUCUGGAGAGAACAGGGUAGACUUCCCAAGCUGGUUCAAAAAUGGCUAGAGAAGGCAGUGAAAGAUGAUCGACUUGGGGUGUUACGAUGUUUAUCUGGUGGGGCUGGAGUGAAUACUCAUCUGUGGUUUAAAUUUUCAGCUAGCCGGCUGGGCAGGGAGGCUGACAUCUGUAAUGUCAGCACUUUGAGAGGCCCAGGCGAGGAGAUUGCUUGAGCCCAGGAGUUUGAGACUAGCAUAGGCAAUAUGUCAAGACCCUGUCUGCAAAUUUAGAAGUUAGUUGGGCAUGGUGGCACAUUUCUAUAGUCCCAGCUACUCAGGAGGCUGAAGCAGGAGAAUUCCUUGAGCUCAGGAGUUGGAGGUUACAGUGAACUAGGAUCAUACCACUGCACUCCAGCCUAGGUGACAGAGCAAGGCCCUGUCCAAAAAAAAAUCAAUUUCUAGGCCAGGCACAGUGGCUCAUGUCUGUAAUUCUAACACUUUGGAAGGCCAAGAUGGGCGGAUCGCUUAAGCCCAGGAAUUCGAGACUAGCCUGGGCAAACUGUCACUAUAAAAAAUACCACCCACCCAAAAUUAACAUUUGUUAGUACCUCAUAACUUUUUUUUUUUUUUUUUGAGACAGAGUCUAACUCUGGUGCCUAGUCUGGAGUGCAGUGGCACAAUCUCAGCUCACUGCAACCUCCACCUCCCAGGCUCAAGCGGUUCUCCUGCCUCAGCCUCUCGAGUAGCUGGGACUACAGGCAUGCACCACCAUGCCCAGCUAAUUUUUGUAUUUUUAAUAGACACAAGGUUUCACCAUAUUGGCCAGGCUGAUCUCGAACUCCUGACCUCAAGUGAUCUGCCUGCCUAGGCCUCCCAAAGUGCUGGGAUUACAGGUGUGAGCCACCAUACCCAGCCUAGUACCUCAUCACUUUUUGUUGCUGAAUAAUAUUCUACAGUUUGUCUGUCCAUUCAUUAUUUGAUGGAGAUUUGAACUCUUUCUACUGUUUGAAAUUAGGCUAUUAUGGGCCGGGUGCAGUGGCUGAUGCCUGUAAUCCCAGCACUUUGGGAGACCGAGACGGGCGGAUCACGAGGUCAGGAGAUCGAGGCCAUCCUGGCUAACACGGCAAAACCCCGUCUCUACUAAAAAUACAAAAAAUUAGCUCACCUGGUGGCGGGCAUCUGUAGUCUCAGCUACUCGGAAGGCUGAGGCAGGAGAAUGGCAUGAAUCCGGGAGGCGGAGCGUGCAGUGAGCCCAGAUCACGCCACUGCACUCCAGCCUGGGCGACAGAGCGAGACUCUGUCUCAAAAAAAAAGAAAUUAGGCUAUUAUGGAAAAUGCUGCUAUGAACAACUUUUUACAAGAUGUUUUUGCACAUACAUGUUUUCACUUCUCUUGGGUAUGUCUGUAAACAUGGAAUUUCUGGGUCAUAUAGUAAUUAUCAGUGAUUAUCUUUUUGUGGAUUUGCCAAACUGUUUUCGAAGGCAGCUGCACCAUUUUACUUUUCUACCAGCAAUGUUCCAGUGUUCCAUUUUCUGCACUUCCUAUCGAUUAUUGAUGUUUUUAGUUGUUGGGUUAGCAGUAGUAGUAUAUAGCCUUCUAGUCACUUACAAGUGAUAUUUCAUUGUGGUUGGAUUUCCUUAAUGAUGAAUGUUGAGCAUCUGUUCCUAUGCUUAUUAGCCAUGUGCAUCUUCAUUGGAGAAAUAUCUACUCAAACAUUUCUUUUAAUGUUUUAAAAAUUAGAUUGUGUAUUUUUGGUUCAGUUGUAAGAGUUAUUUUAUAUUCUGAAUACUACACCCUUAUGAGAUUUGCCAAUACUUUUUCCACUUCUGUGUACUGUUUUUCCACUUUCUUGAUAGCAUUCUGGAUUUCGGCAAAGUUGGCAAUGUUCUAUGGCUCAUACCUGUAGUCUGAGCACUUUGAGAGGCUCAGGAGAGAGGACCACCUGUGUCCAGGAGUUCGAGGCUAGCCUGGGCAACAUAGUGAGACCACAUCUCUACAAAAAAAUAAAAAAUUAGCUGGGUGUCAUGGCAUGCACCUGUAGUCCCAGCUACUCGGGAGGUUGAGGUAAAAGGAUCGCUUGAGACAGGGAGGUUGAGGCUGCAGUGAGCCAUGACUGACACUGCACUCAGCCUGAGUGACAGAGUGAGACUCAGGACCAAUACAGUAAUACAGAUUGUGAUGAAUAAACUUUGAAAACAUGGAAUUAGCUUUAUUCUGAAUGAUUGUAUUAGUCUGUGUUUAGGAAAACGUAUACAAUUAUUUCAAGAAUAAGAAUAGUUAUAUGUUAAGAAUUUUUGCUGGGCGCGGUGGCUCACGCCUGUAAUCCCAGCACUUUGGGAGGCUGAGGUGGGCGGAUCACGAGGUCAGGAGAUCGAGACCAUCCUGGCUAACACGGUGAAACCCCGUCUCUACUAAAAAUACAAAAAAUUAUCGGGGCGUGGUAGUGGGGGGCCUGCAGUCCCAGCUACUCAGGAGGCCGAGGCAGGAGAAUGGCGUGAACCCAGGAGGCGGAGCUUGCAGUGAGCUGAGAUCGUGCCACUGCACUCCAGCCUGGGCCACAGAGCGAGACUCCGUCUCAAAAAAAAAAAAAAAAAAAAAAGUAUUUUGGAGGUGUUUGAGCAGUGAAAGGUGUGGAAGACUCCAGCAGGAAUAUCAAAGAAAAAUAGUCACUGGCAGCUUCAGUGAGAAACCAGAGCUCAUGGAGAUGUCUUAGAAGUUACUGCUUCUGGCUGCUUGAUUGGGAUUAGAGAUGGUGAGGUCUGUGCAGUAUUCAUCUGAGAUUAAUGGCUUAGUGCUUCACUUCUGCCUUUCCUAUUCCAUUCAGGUUUUCCUUUUUUUUUUUUUAACAGCAUUUAAAAUUUUUUUUUUAUUUUUAAUUUAUUAUCUAUUUAUUUUGAGACCGGGUUAAGAGAUGGUCUAAUUUUUGUAUUUUUGGUAGAGACAGGUUUUCGCCAUGUUGCCCAGGCUGGUUUUGAACUCCUGACCUCAAGCAGUCCACCCACCUCAGCCUCCCAUAGUGCUGGGAUUACAGUUGUGAGCCACUGCGCCUGGCCCAUUCAGGUUUUUCUCAUUGGCAAAGUUUAGCAAGAACCAUACAGGAAACGCCUUCUGGAAAACAGUUCUGAGCACCAGAUUGCAGUGGUGGUACUGUUAAGUGGACAAAGGACAUUGCAGUAUAGAAAAGUAGCUGAGACAUAUUGACCUCAAAACUGGAGAUGGUUUUAGAAACUUUGAGAGGGAAUGCAAAUGGUGCCUAAUGUCUUUGUUCAGUUGUUUUGGGUACCUGCAGUAUUAUUCUUUUAGGAAAUGGUGACUGGGUGCCAUGUUCAAAUGUAUUCCCCAAAAGUUCAUGUUGGAAAUUGAAUCCUCAAAUCCAUAUGUUGAUGGCAUUUAGAGGUGGGAGCCUUUGGGAGGUAAUUAGGGAUAGAUGAAGUUAUGGGGGUGGCUCCCUAUGUUGGGAUUAGUAGCCAUGUAAGAAGAGGAAAAGAGAGCUGAGCUGGCAUGCUUCCUCCUUCUCACCAUGUGAUGACUUCUGUUAUGAUGCAGCAAGAAGGCCCUCACCACAUGUGGCCGCUCAGCCUUGGACUUCCCAGCCUCCAGAGCUGGAAGAAAUAAAUUAUAUAUAUACACAUACAUAAAUUAUAUACAUACAUAUAAAUUACCCAGGUCAGGUUUUCUGUUACAGCCACAAAAAAUGGACUAAGACACAGGAUAGGUUGGGGUUUGGGGGCUGUAUUGUGAAUAUCUAAAAAAAUUGGCAGUGGAAACAUGACACAGUGAUUGAUAGCAAUUUGAUGAGCAUCAUUGAGAAGCAAAUGAUGUAGACAGACUUUAUUAUCCUUUCCUUGCCCUUCAGGCCUAGAUCUCUAACAGUGUGUCAAGAAAGAAGGUAUUGCUAAAGCUGUCUAGGCUUUGCUUUUAAAAGUCUUGUAAGGAAUGGCAUGUCCUGGGGUGCCCGGAGAUACAAAACCUUUUUUGUUAAAUCCUGGAAGCUUACUGUAUAAAAUGAGUCUUUUCUGUCAAUUGCACCACUGGGAUAGUUGACCCUGUAGGGCAACUGAUGCUUAUGUGGUAACUCAGAGACGGAGGGGCUUCCAUAUUAUGGUUUCUCCAUCUCAAAAAUGGGCCUCUGAUUAUUGCAAAGGAAACAAGCAAGAAGGUCACACUUAGUUUUAAGUGGUUUGGCCUGAAAGUGAUACAUUACACUUACACCCUGUUUGGCAAAACCGGUCUCAUGGUUUUAACUUGAGGCAAGCUGGCUGAGAAAUUAGGGGAAUGUUGGCUAUGUAUGUGAAGCUGUUAAAAGAAUGAGGAAAGUCAGGGCUGGGCGCGGUGGCUCAUGCCUGUAAUCCCAGCACUUUGGGAGGCAGAGGUGGGCAGAUCACAACAAGGUCAGGAGUUCGAGACCAACCUGACCAACAUGGUGAAAUCCCGUCUCUACUAAAAAUAGAAAAAUUAGCUGGGCAUGGUGGCGCAUGCCUGUAAUCCCAGCUACUCUGGUGGCUGAGGCAGGAGAAUCGCUUGAACCCGGGAGGCAGAGGUUGCAUGAGCUGAGAUUGCGCCACUGCACUCCAGCCUGGGCAACGGAGCGAGACUCCAUCUCAAAAAAAAAAAAAGAAUGAGGAAAGUCAUAUUGGAGUGAUCACCACCAUACCUAAAAAACAAGGUAUAGAAUAUCAUAUAUGGUAUUCUCUUUGUGAUAAAAAAAAAUCUGAAAUUAAUACCUAUCAAGAAACCUAUUUAAGAAAAUAAAAAGUUUGAGAAGGCAAAACAGAAUAGGGAUUUUCAUAUAUUUGUAAUAUAAUUUUGACUUUAGAGACAAAAAUAUUUUACAUGUGGAAAAGCAACGAAUAAAAAGGGAAACUAAAAUUGAAAACUAAAACAAGAUGGGAUUAUUCAUUUUUUGAAACAAAUAUAGCCUUAAACAUUUUAAAUGUUCACCCUCAAUUGAGUAUAUUCUAUAUAUGCAAGGAAAUCCUGUGAAGGUCUUUAGUGCUUCAUUGGAAAUAUAGGCUCCCUCUGAAAAUCCCCGAGUUAUGAUAUAACAGAUUACCUUUCGGUUAUAGUCUAAUAUGAAAAUACAUUUGGAAGUGUUUACCUCUCUCACUUUAAGGUAAGAGGGCAUGAAUUUUUUUUUAAAUCUCAAAUUCAUUUUCCUACCUUGAUAGUGGAAUUAGAAUAUAUUAAAACUUGGAGAAAUAUUUUCAUUUAGAUACAAAUAGAGCUCAAUAGAAGUAAAUCUGUAAGUUAAAAAAAAACAGUAAGGACGUUUAAUAAUUUUUGUCUUUCUUUUUGAACACCCAAAAGACAGGCGAUAGGCUCUAUAUAAUAUUAGACUCUCAGGAUAAAGAACAAAGUCAGUUGAUGUAAUCUGGCUCUUCCCAAAAUUAUGGUGACCACGUUGUCAUUAAUAUAAUUGGUAACAGGUAUUUGGUCUGCAACAUGUUUGUGGGUUUUGUUGUUGCUGUUGUUUGAGAAAGGGUGUCCCUCUGUCCAGCCCAGGCUGCAGUGCAGUCGUGUGAUCACAGCUUGUUGUAGCCUCAACCUCCUGGGCUCAAAUGAUCCUCCCACCUCAGCCUCCCGAGUACCUGGGACCACAGGUGUUGCCACUACACCUGGCUAACUUUUUGAUUUUUUUGUAGAGAUGAGGUCUCACUGUGUUGCUCAGGCUGGUCUUGAACUCCUGUGCUCAAGCUCAAACGAUCCUCCAACCUCAGCCUCCCAAAGUGCUGGGAUUACAGGCAUGAGCCACUGUUCCUGGCUUUCUAACUUAAUUGUUUCUUUCUCUUCCUCUGUUUUUGAUCUGUGAAUAUGAAAUUUGAAAAUCCCCAUUCUUCAUUAAAAUUAUAGUAGCCAUUUAACAAAAUUAAUAUUCUUUGGGAAAAAAUAUGGAAAUAUUGCUUUCAGGUAAACACGACAAAGCCUCAAAAUGAAAAUGGUUUUGCCCCUUAUCCUAUACCCUUCUCAGUCAUACACCAGCCAUCUGCAUUCUCCUCAAGGAGAAGGAAGGCUGAGUGCUGAUGGAGGUAGAGUAGGCAGAAUGGACUUCUCAAGAGGACCUGCCACAUCCCAAACUGCAGCCUCCGGACUUGCUAUUAUGUGAGAAAGAUAAACUUCCUACUUGUUUUUUAGUCCCUGUUUUUCAGAUUGUCGUUACAAAAAUUUUUCUACCUGACAAAUAAGAUUGUUAUUUUUCACUGGGAAUAGAAUGCAGCAUUUGAGAGUGAAUCUUCCAUUUUCAUGGCUUAGAAAAACUUCAUGAAAACCUUUUUCCACUGCUGAGGUGGAUCUAUUUAGUUCAUGUUGCCUGAGAUACAAAAUGUGGGAAUAAAAGUAGAAUUAUGACCUGCUAAUCUACGAGCCUAUGCAUUGCAGUAACUUUCUUCUUUGCAUCGAAAAAAGUGCAUUCGUUCAUUCGUUCAUUCAUUCAUUCAAUACAAAUGCACAGAGUCCCUGCUCUCAGGGAUUAUUCUAAUCAUUGAUGAUCUAGCAAGAAACUGAACCAGUUCCCUGCUCUCAAGUAUCUUAUGUUCUAUACGGGUAAGUCAGCAAUAAUUAUAAUAGGAGGAUAAGUUCAACAAAAUGUACAUGUAGUGACAGAAUGACAGGGUGUCCUAAUUUAAACUGUUCAGGAAAUACCCAUAGGAUAAGAUGAUAUUUGAGCAAAAUCAGUAAUUGGACUCUGUCAUAUAGAUACAAAUGGGGAAAAAUAAUUGGGCAGAGGAAAUGGAGAAAAUUGUCAGGAUGGGAACAUGUUUAUAAUGAUUGAGGAAUAUCCACAAUCAGCGCGUGGCUUGGUGAGGCGUGUGAUCAUAUCUGUUGGAGACAUUUAAAAUUUGAGACUUCUUAUGGUUCACAAUUUUUUUAUUUCGGGGGACCUAAAAGUCAAAACACCUAUAUAAACUGUGUAUAUUUUUGCACGUU
Molecule: messenger RNA, 11600 nt
Organism: Pan troglodytes (chimpanzee)
Lineage: Eukaryota; Metazoa; Chordata; Mammalia; Primates; Hominidae
Gene: ZNF677
Product: zinc finger protein 677
Exons: 6
Coding region: 636-2399 (587 amino acids)
Biological process (GO): regulation of transcription by RNA polymerase II
Molecular function (GO): DNA-binding transcription factor activity, RNA polymerase II-specific; RNA polymerase II cis-regulatory region sequence-specific DNA binding
Source: RefSeq, a predicted model, not a curated record